This is a messenger RNA of Postia placenta MAD-698-R-SB12, 1278 nucleotides long. RefSeq lists its product as hypothetical. The record is from RefSeq and is a predicted model, not a curated record. The transcript has 12 exons. The coding region runs from base 1 to 1278 and encodes 425 amino acids. Gene Ontology annotation, biological process: protein phosphorylation; regulation of glucose metabolic process. Gene Ontology annotation, molecular function: pyruvate dehydrogenase (acetyl-transferring) kinase activity. Gene Ontology annotation, cellular component: mitochondrion. NCBI's taxonomy places the organism in Eukaryota, Fungi, Basidiomycota, Agaricomycetes, Polyporales, Adustoporiaceae.
AUGAAGCGGCACCAGAGGCCCACACAUUUCUUCACCCGCUCGGCUUCAAGCGCUCUCCAUUUCUACCAGAAUCGACAACUGGAGCUGUAUGCGUCAAAGGAAGCACGGAGAUUGACCAUAAGGCAGCUGGUCUUCUUUGGAAAGUCUAUAAACGAAGGGCGCCUCAUCCAGAGCGCGAAUUAUGUUCGGACGGAGCUGCCUGUUCGGAUUGCGCAUAGGCUUCGGGAGAUGCAGACGCUCCCGUAUGUAGUUGUCAACCAGGAGGGUGUAGCAGACGUCUACGAAGCAUAUUGGAAUGCCUUCGAUAAGUUUCGGCGGUAUCCUCCAAUCACCACCCUAGAGGAAAAUCGUGAAUUUUGUCGCUUCGUGCGGUCGUUACUCGAUGAACAUAAAACGGCAAUCCCGAAUCUCUCGCUCGGUCUCUCCCUGUCGUCUCCAUACCUGGAACCCGACCGCCUGGAUUCGUUCCUGCGUCGUAUGCUGAUCUCGCGAAUAUCUCGCAGAGUCUUGGCGGAGCAUCAUAUCAGUCUGUCGCAAUCCCUCGCUGUCAAGCUCAACGGCGAACCAGCAAAGGGAGACAGCGUUGGCAUCAUCAGCCUGUCUCUGAACGUCAAGGAGAGCAUCGAGAAAUGCGCCAGCUUUCUGCGGAGAUGGCCAUUUGACGUUGACCAAGAUGCUCUUGAGGGGGCGACGCAUACCACCGCCCAGUCGGAGGUUGUUAUCGACGGACAUCUGGAUACCAAAUUCUCGUAUAUCCAGCCACAUCUUGAAUACAUUGUUUUUGAGCUUCUCAAGAAUUCAUUCCGGGCUACGCGACUGAAGCACGCCAAGGCUGAGCAGUUGCCUUCAGUACGUGCCACCAUCGUGGCAGGAGAACAUGACGUGACCAUCCGCAUCUCUGACCAAGGUGGCGGUCUUUUAUCGCCCGAAAUUAGACAUCCCUCAGAUCUCUAUUCUUUCUCACAUCUCCGUAAUCCCCAUCGCAUGGAUAUCUCUCGCCUAGGGGCCCUCCGUGUCGUCCGCUCAAGUCAGCAAGGUAUGACAGCGACCGUGGACGAGCAAGUUAAUGUGUGGAAGAGUCAGGCGCACAGCGAAGACCCUCAACAAAACGCAGGCAUCGGAUCGCAUCCGAGGAUAGGAAUUGGCUUGCCCAUGAGCAACAUCUUCGCGACAUAUUUUGGUGGCUCACUGGAGCUUGUUAGCGUGGAUGGCUACGGUACUGAUGCAUAUUUACGGCUCCCGAGAUUGGGUACAAAUUUGGAAGGCAUCGAGCUGUGA